Messenger RNA from Ruditapes philippinarum (Manila clam), 8705 nucleotides. RefSeq lists its product as uncharacterized. The record is from RefSeq and is a predicted model, not a curated record. The transcript has 5 exons. Bases 7501 to 8454 code for a protein of 317 amino acids. Lineage: Eukaryota; Metazoa; Mollusca; Bivalvia; Venerida; Veneridae.
UAUGAGCAAAUUUGAAAAAAGCUACGAUAGAAUGAUAGAGACAAUGUUUGAUGACCAUCCAUUAUUGAAUACAAUAGAAAAAAAAUGUUUAAAAUUUAAGGUUUCGACCGGUUAUUGAAAUUCAAUGUAAUAACUGAAUUCCUCACCAUGAUAAUUCUGUGUGAUUUAUUUUUCCAAGCAUCACUCAAAUCCUUCUGUAGGUUAAAAAAUGUAAUGGCCAAUUUAUGAAUAUAUAAAUAUAUAUAUGUAAAUAUCGAAAGAUAACCGCAGAAGUCAACAUCACGAGGUCAAUGUCAAGUCAAUGUCAAGAUGAGUUUGAAAAGGAACUCUUCAAAAUAAAUUUAUGCCCUCAAACGUAUGCAGAUCAUCUAGUAAUUACAAACAUGUGGAUAACUCUAGAAGUAGUUAAUAAAUUGACGUUACUGGACAUGAUAAUUUAUAGGUCAUGAUUAAAGUUGAGUUGCACGGCGGUCAUAUACUAAGUGAUGAUAAUUUACGUAUCAAUCUUAUACAUCGAUUGAUUUACAAAGUAUGGCCAAUUUUAGAAAAAAAAAUCAACUAUUCGUCUUCAAAGUGUAAGGUCAUUUAAAGGUAAAGGUAAAACUAUAAAACUAUAGUAGCGCAAUAUGUUCAUUUUAUGUAUAGUGUUUAUUUGUUUAAGGGUGAAACAAACCAAUCUAUAAACUUGGCAAUAUUGUACUUUUUAUUUAAUCUUAAAAGACAAGGUCCUUUUAAGUCAAAGUCCAGUUCACUUGACUUACUCGAAUGGAUUGUUUAAAGGGUUAUUAUGUCAAAGUAUGAAUACAAUAUAUCCUUUUAUAACAAAUUUAUAGUUUAUUAUAAUCAAUUAAAGCACAAUGUUAUUAAAAUCUUUUAAGGUCAAUGUUAUUUUUUUGCCAAGGUCGAAUUCAUUAAAUGUGCAUAAAUAGACAUCAAAACAAUUAUUAUUGUCAAUUUUAUUCAGAUUGGUAAAAAAGUUGUAACAUAUAUUUUAAUCAUAUUAUAUCAUUAAAAGCUUUGAUACCCUAAUAUACCAGUAUAUUGGUUCAUUCAUCAUAGUUUUAUUAAUUGAUUAAAAAAGGUGUCAAUAAGGCAAAGUUGUAUUACAAUGGUCUGAUAAAUAAACAUCACCUGACGCCUGCUUUUGGAAAUGAGAUCCUUCAGUAGCAAUAGAAACAAGUACUUAAAAAUUGCAGACUCAGCUUGAAUAAGUAUGCUCAUAAGAUAAAGUAGAUUUGCAACACUUCGUCGCUUUAGUUCAAGAGUGAUGUAUGUCGUAUUUCUUUCAUUUCAAAAAAAUGAGGUUUAAAGUUUAAAAGUCUUGUAUCUUUUUUAACUAUUUGACAAAUUCAUAUGAGAAUUAAGACAUAAACAAAAUAUGUGCAGAUAUAUUAGCACAAUUUAAGUGUCAUGCCUUUAAUUGUUUUUAUACAUUUAGUAAACAAAAUAUAUUAAUGUCAUUAAAAAAUACGUUGUAGCUGUUUUUAAUAUUUUGUAAAGUGACGCAUUGUCAGUUUGGCUCAAAAUAAUAGUUUGUGUCAAUUUUGAAUGGAAUUAAAGUAAAGACAAUUUGCUUACCUUUUCAUUUUGUGGAAUUCAGUUGUCAGACCAUAAUGUAAAAUACUUUAUUGUUAGAUUGACUCUUUUUAUGUAUUUCAGAAUAGUUACAAUCGCACUAGCAAUCCAAUUGGCUCCUCUUGCUCUGAUUAUUUUAUUCCAGAUACAGUUAUAUGCUGUUCCAUCCUUUAAUACGUGUGCGGUGAGAUUAUACAUGUCUAAUUUUCUUUUAUAAAAGAAAUUGUUUACAUUCGCUUUUGGCAAGAGUAUUACAUUUUCUAAAUCAAAAGAAACAGUCAUGUCUGUUUUCUUCAUUCUAUAUUUGUCUCUUUCCAUUUUUGUUGCUUUUUUCUAUCACAAAUGUGUUUGUUAUAUUUUUCUUGAAAUUCCUUUUCGAUAUUAUGUUUACAUUUAAAUCUGGUUCUUCAUAUUCUGUGAAAAAGUUUGAACGGCAGUAAUGAGACGGUAUUCACUGAAAGGAUUUAAUAUGUCUCCGAAUGACGUUGAUUUCAUAGUCACUUGUUCGUCUCUUUGUUGGUUUUCCACGCAUAUCCCUAAACUCGUUUCCUUCUUUUGUAUCAACUUUUUUGAAGUAGUGUCUGUAACGAAUAUCUGAUAUAUGAAGGACACCUAGAUAAAAGUCUUUACACACCUGUAUCUUAUCAUCAUUUCGGAAGAAAAAGAACUCCUUAGUAUAUCUACGAUAACUAUCCUUUUUCUUGUUUUCAUUAGUGCGUUUAGUUAUUGUAUGGGCAAUGAAACAAUUCUAACCCCCAUUAUCGUCUAAUGACCAAUAUCUGUCAUGAAUAGUUUGAAUUUGUUCAUAACUAAACUGCUGAGUACACUUUCUUCGACAGUUGCUACUUCCUUUACAAUUUGUUUUUCUGUGGAACCUUUACUCCUUGCCGGUUUAUAUAUUCUUUACCUGCUUGUCUCCAACUUUUAUAAAUUGUUUUGACCACAUUUCCUUAUGUCUCACUCGUUUCCGUCCAUGUGUAACAGCACUAUUCUGACAAGACUGAUUGUUGAUAUUUUUAGUGAUAGGUCCAUCAAAAACCUGACUUUGAUCACUUGUCUGAGUGUUCUCUUUUUCAUUUUCUAUCUCAUUUGACAAAUUUGAAUUCGUCUCAUCAAAGAUUCAUUUUUCCUUAGCGGCUUUUUAUCUGCUUGGUAAUAACAUAGUGUUAUUAUUGUCUAGUUCAAAGAUGUCAUAUUCUUCGUUUGUGUUCCUUGUGUAUUGGAAUGUAUCAACUUCUUGACAGCUUGUUUGAUUAAAAUUAAAAAAGACAUCGAUACUACGUUAACUUUGUAUAUUCAGAUUCCAUACAUAAAUUGUCAUUGUUCAGUUCGUAUAAAAAUGACCCAGACAAACUGUUCAUGCCAUAUACAUUCAGAGACACAAACAAUUCUUGUUGAUUGAUAUAAGUUGCUCUUUUCAUCUCAAAUUCAUAAUUAAUUGUCAUAGGAUAUUGAACUUGAUUCAUGUCUGUUGAUGUGUUCGAUGUUGUUUCAUUAUUGCAAUUAAAUGACAAAGGCCCUUCACAGUUUACUUGAAACUCAUCUGUAGUUACAUUCAUCAGUUUAGGGCAUUGAAUAUUAGUCAUGUCCGUUAUUCUAUUAAUAGCUGUUUCAUUAUUACCACUAGUAUGCAAAUAUCCCGUGUAUUGAACUUGAUAAUGAUUACUUAUUCUAUUCACGGUUGUAUAGCUAUUGUAAUUAAAUGUACAAGGCAUAACAUCUUGAUUUUGAGUCACUUUUAAGGGUUUUUUUUAUGCCACCACAAAGUGGGGAGCAUAUAGCGUUGCACUUUUCCGUCCGUCCGUACGUCUGUCCGUCCGUACGUCCCGAAAUCUUGUGAACGCAACUCCUCUUUAACCGGAUGGCAGAUUUUGCCUUAACUUCCAGCUAUGAACAACCUUAAUGAUUAGAUGGUAGUAAAGGAAGGAAUUUUCUCUGCGACCAAGUUUAACAGAAUUAUGGCCCUUUGUUGAUUUUUUCACUAUAUACUAUGUACAAAUUUUGUGAACGCAACUCCUCUUAAACCGGAUGGCAGAUUUUGCUUAAACUUCCUGGGAUGAACAACCUUAAUGUGUAGAUGGCAGUAAAGGAAGGAAUUUUAGCUGCGACCAAAUUUAACAGAAUUAUGGCCCUUGUUGAUUCUUUCACUAUAUACCAUAUAUAUUUUGUCAGUUGGGGCAUCCGUGUCCUUUGGACACAGUUCUAGUUUUACUUGUUGUUUCAUGAAUGUCACGAAAGAACAUAGACAUACGGAUAAAUUAUUAGCUGAUUCAUCACGAUCAGUAGUAUUUGUUUGUAAUGGAAUACUUUUAAAAGGUUUUAAGUUAUCUUCAGAGUCUUCAAGUAUUUCAUUAUCUCAAUCACUUCCCUCUAGCAUGUUUAGUACUUGGGUGACACUAAAUUUAUUCAUUUCAAAUUCUUAACAAAUAACGAUUCAUAAUGUCUUGACACAAAUUCUUUGAGCCAUAUUUCAUUUUAAUGACUUUCAACACUUUAAUGCAAAUAUGCAAAAUCGGCAAAUCAGGUUUUAAAAUUCUUACACAUUGUUCUAAAUUGCUAUAGCAUCAGGCCUUAUGUUUGUAAAUGAUACAUAUAAGUGAUCUAAAUUUGCUAACUGUGAAGUAAUUUCGAAAUCCUCGUUAAUGAAAUUUGUACAUUCCGAAACAUUAAGUAUUUUCAAGUUGCAAAGCAUUGGCAGGAAACACAGUGUUGAAAAUAUGCAUCUUGUUAAAUCGAGCCUAUACAGAUUUUAGCAUUGGAUAAUUUGGUAACUAGCUCAAACUCGAUUUCUGAAGACCCCAAAUGCUUUGUACCGCCUGGAAUGAAGAACUCGAGAAAGGCAUAGGAAUGAUCCAAAGUGUUUCUGAAAUUAGUGUCACUUCGAGUGGAUGGCAAAAUGAAAAAUGCUUUCACAGACACGAAGUUUUCUUCACAAUUUCAUUGAAUCUUGUAUGUAUUACAGUCACAGUUUUAAGAAGUUCCUGUAUGUUCAAAUGAUUUGUACUAAGAGUCAAUUAGGUAGAUCAAUCAAUCACCAUCGAAUUCUUGUCAGCUUGGUUUUCGGUGAAUCUGAAUAAGUGAAUAUAAUGGAAAAAAUGCAUUAGAAGAUGAAGUGUGUUUUUCUUAUGAUAUAUGUUUAUCACUGUUUAUAAUAAUAAAGUAUUUAUUUACCAUCACAACAGAGGUCUUAUAGGUGCAAGUGUGAUGGCUGUAAAAUCUUCCGAUAUCUGGACACAGUGUUGUUAUAUCGUCUGAGAACAAUAUUUUAAUUGACAGUUUUGCUGAUACUAGUUAACAGGAUAUGAGUUGUAUUGUACUAUAAAUAAUCACUUGCGAACAGACGAUUAAUCAAACUCUUUUUUCUAAAUUUUUUAUGUUGAUUGCAGUCUGUAAUACCAACAGAUCUUUCAUAUCAUAUUAAAUAAUAACAUUUAUAAAUAAAUUACAAAAUAUCAGUAAUAAAACAUGUGACAAACGGAUUCCAAUGCUUACUUACAUUUUAUCCGAAACCUUGAAAAUCCGAAAGUAUUUCAGUUCCUUGGUACACUAAUUCCAAUUCUGUCAAUUACUGAACAGUUGCUUUUGGAGCACAAUGAACAGAUACUCUGGUUAUGUUUCUAUAAAAUAUAUUUAGAUUAACAAAAACAUAUCAGGAUAAAUGAAAUCUUAUCGAAAAAGUCCAAAAGAUUUCAACACAGCUUUCAUUACAAUGGCCGCGCUUCAAGACAUACCGUAUUGAGCGUGUUUGAUUGGCAUAAGAGAUGCGUCAGUUUUGAACAUAAUAAAUUGUCACAGAACCAACAUACGUCAUUUAGUAACCAACAUAAAAUGCAUGAGUUGGCGUUCUACAAUGUCACAAGUAGUAUCAUCUUGUAGAGCUCGUCGAGCUGGAAAAAAAUUAUACCGAACUCGACAUUUUUCACAAAUAAAAAAUGACUUGCGUCAAUUGGAACUAAAGCGACGACCUAUCUCUUCCAUAUCACUGGCUUUAGCGUUCAAGUUUGUCAAACGUCAACAUGAAAAGUGCUGGAAUCACUUUCUCUUUUAUUAUAUAGCUUGCAAUUUGCAAUUUGCUACAUAUCAAAGUAUAACGUUAUUUAUACCAGGAACGACGUCAUUUCCGAUCAAAGUUAGGUGUGAUCAAGAUUUGUUCUGUUGUGUAGUAUUUCUGCAUUAAAUGUAAACAAAUCUGGAGUACUAUAUAUAUUUAAUGUUUUUUUAUAUUUUUGACUGUUUCUAGCUCUAUAUGUGACCAUUACAUAUUCCUCUGCUAAGACAAAUGGAAAUUUAAACAAUUGAGAUGGAACCACUGAAGAGCUGUGAUGUGACAAGUGGGUAUGAACACUACCUCCGUCAUAUGUUGUUUUUGGGACAAGUAUCACCAAUAGCAUUGAAGGCCAUUAUAAAAAGAGAACAGAAAAAAUGUGGAAAAGAUAUUAGAUUUGUGUUAAAUGAAAAUAGACAUACAUUUAAGACCCAGUACGAAACAGAGUAUCUUCAAUUAUUUAAAAAAGGUGAAGUCAUUGACGACAUUAAUACGUGGGACACUCUUCAAUUAUGUGCUGUAACAUUAGCGUUGUUUAAAUCAGAUCUAACGGUACCAGAAGUAAAAGCCAUUCAAUGUAUAUAUGAUCAGAGAAAAGAUAUUGAAAAUUACGUUGAAUGUGCCUCUCUAACAUACAAGACCUACAAGGAGAAACAAUAUUUAUUGCUCGAUCGAUUACGCGAGUUGUCAAAGUUUAUAGACAACAAAGCUAGUUUUAAUUGUAAACGUAUGCUGUUUUCAUUUGAAUUUAAAUCAAUGAAAUUAAGCAAACCACAAAUAGGCAAAUUAACAAGGACAAAUGAUAUCAACAUUCAUCUAAAAAUUGCAAUGGAAAUAGAUGUCGUAACAGAGAAUGACAUUACUGGCGAAGAGAAAGAUCAAAUGAUCCAGUCAAAUGUUAAGUAUUUAUAUUACAGUUUGUAUUUAAUUGUAUCCAUAUGAAUGUAUCCAAAUACAUCACUUUAUGCAAUAUUUGCAAAUAUACAAAAAUAUUUUGGCUGUAGCAAUAUAAUAUUUGAGAUAAUCCAGGAUCGAAAAUCAAAUUAAGCGAGUACGCUUGAAUUGAUAUUCUAAAUUUUUAUUCUGCAAGGGACAAACUGAAAAAAAUCAUGAUCUGUACCUUUGAUGACACCUGCUGUGUAUCUUAAGGGCAAGUUAAAAUAUGACUCUAGUAGAACCAGCCUUGGAUAAAUUUUAGGCAUUUUCAUUGAUGUUGUUUUUUAUCUUUCAGAGUGUAAUCUUCAUUGAAUCAUUUUGAAGACACUAAUAAAUUUACAAUAGAACUGCAGAACCUUAGUUUGAUUGUCAGUAAACAAGUAUCAUUUGUAGAUAUGUAGAAUAAACCUGUACAAGGAUAAUCAUAAUGGCGAACACAAAAAAGAGAAAACAAAAUGUCAAAAUAAUUAAUUUGUCUUUGAUUACAGGGACUAGGAACUGUUAAUAUUUGUGCAUUCAAGAAAACGGUCAUGCGAGCCAAUAUUUUUUAUGAUAUGAUUUAGUAGGGUUCCUUUGAGUUUGACCGCUGAAGAGGAAACCUUUGCCUUUAACAAUAAAUUAUUUUAAUGAAUUCUUUGUCAAUUCCAAUAAAUUAUGUGAUUUAUUAUAACGUGCGAUAUAAGAUUUAUGAUCAAAUGAUUAUAGCGAUAACAUAUUUAGCAUAACUUCUAUAAAUACGAUUAUCUCAUCCUAUUGUAACAGAUGAAGAAUUAAGUCUGGUCGUUGAUUUGCCUGUCAAAAUUAAAGUCACUGAAAAUAAAAACAUAGAUAUAGAGUGUAAGACGAACUUGAUAACAUGUAAACCUGUUUGGCGACAUAACGGGAAACUACUACAAUCAUCAGCCAGAUACAACAUAAUAGCGAGAGGAACUAAGCACAAACUGAUGCUGACGAAUAUAACAUUACACGACGAGGGUGAAUAUACAGUUGACUUUGGAAAAGUAUCAUCUAAAACAACUGUUAUAGUUCAAGGGGAAUUAGAUAUUUUACACAGGAAACAAAUGGCACAAGAAUUGUAUAGAAAUUGGGUGAGAGGAGCUCUAGCGUUAAAAUACUUGAAAAGGGGUUUAGAGGACUUUUCCGACAAGGCUGUUAAAAAACAGCACAAGUACCUUAUAGAAAGACUUGGAAACAUAUGUAACACUUGCACAGAUGAGAGUCUUCUUCCACACAAACCAGACAAAUGUCCAUGCCAAAAUAAACAGCAAUGCUUUUGUUAUUUGAGAAAGAAACAAAAGCCAAGACAAAUGUGUCCAAACGGAGGAUUUUGUGGAAAAAUGUGUGAUCGAAUAGUUUGUAAUCAUCGCUUUCGAACUCCCCUUUUCACGAACACAGAUGUUCAGAGAUGGAGCAGUGAUCCGUGGAUUGUUGCUACAUGCUUUAUAAACACCCCUGGCUACAAAGGCAAGCAAUCAGCUAAAGAGGUCGACUGCUCAGGUUUACUUAGUUUGUGUAUAAACAGCAUGUUUAUAGAAAUGAUGCUAGGAAAAGUUAUCAUCGAUGGGAAAAGAGAUGCAUUUGCGCAGGCACGGGAAGCGCGGAAUGAUAUUCUCCACAAUCCAAAUUAUGAAUUAUCUGACGGUAAACUAAACAAAUGUAUCAAAAUGUUUAAAGAAGUACUAGAAAUCAAAGACAAAAAUGGCAAUACACCUCUGAAAAAAGAGCCAGGCGUUGAAAAGGCAUUGCUUUUAUUGGAUAAGGUGCAGCGAAAUCAAAUCGAGAUUAACCUUGAACAUGAGGUGAAAGAGCUGAGAGAGCAUGGGAUGUCUAGUCUAGAAGAUAAAUAUCAAACAGCAAAACAACAGGCAAAUUUUAUAACUUAUGCAUUUGAGUUUUGAUAUAUCACGCUUUUACAGUUGAUAUAUAAAGAUCAUGAUUUUCUUUUUUAAAUGGAUAACAGUUUAAAAGAUCUUUGAAAAAAAACUACCAUUCUAAAUUGCUAGUCUAUUUGUCAAAACUGCCACAGCGUCAUCAUGUCUAUAACUGCCCGAUUUAGGUAGGAAGGAAAGAAAUUCCUACAUUGACACUGUUUAUAUCGUUACUCUUUUUAAGGCAGUCAUUGUGCACUAUAUAUCAAACAAAGAGACAA